Molecule: messenger RNA, 5067 nt
Organism: Homalodisca vitripennis (glassy-winged sharpshooter)
Lineage: Eukaryota; Metazoa; Arthropoda; Insecta; Hemiptera; Cicadellidae
Product: putative neural-cadherin 2
Biological process (GO): homophilic cell-cell adhesion
Cellular component (GO): catenin complex; plasma membrane
Molecular function (GO): calcium ion binding; cadherin binding
Source: RefSeq, a predicted model, not a curated record
AUGUCUGUCCAAGCAGUUCCAGUUGUUCAAUACAAGAUCACCAGCGGUAACGUAGGGUCCGUGUUCGUCGUUGAUCAGGACACCGGAGUGGUGUCUCUGGCUUCUCCCCUAGACUAUGAAUCUAAGAAGCAGUAUUCUCUUCAAAUGCUGGUGACGGAUGGAGAGUCAGUCAGCUACGCCACUCUGAUCAUCUACGUUCAAGAUGUCAACGACAACCCUCCUGUGUUUGAAAGAUCCUCAUACCGAACCCAAAUCACAGAGGAGGAUGAUCGAAACCUACCAAAAAAGAUUCUACAGGUGAAUAUAACUGAUGCCGAUAAGGACAGACCAAGAGAUAUUGUCUACUUCCUUACGGGUCCUGGAGUUGACACGGAGGAGCCCUCUGGGACUCAGUUUUCUAUCAACAGUAGCUCAGGAGAAAUAUACGUUGUUAAGCCACUGGACCGAGAUCUACCUAACGGCCGGCCCCAAUGGAGGUUUACUGUAUUUGCCCAAGACGAGGGCGGCCAAGGUCUGGUCGGUUAUGCGGAUGUUCAAGUUAACCUCAAAGAUGUCAAUGACAACGCACCGUUAUUUCCUGAAGGUAUAAUUUUUGCCAGUGUCAUGGAGAAUAGUACGGCAGGUGUGCUAGUACUAUUAAUGGCAGCGGUCGACUUUGAUGACCCUCAAGAGGGUGGAAAUGCUCAAUUGACAUACAACAUCGAGAAGAAUGUUCUUGACGAGGAAUCAGGAUCUCCCAUUUUUUGCAUAAAUCCAAAAACGGGAGAAAUAAAAACUGCCAUUUGCUGUCUCGAUAGAGAGAAGACACCUGACUAUACACUGCAAGUGACCGCUAUGGAUGGAGGGGGCUUAAAAGGGACAGGAACAGUUUCAAUAGUAGUGACAGACGUCAACGACAUGCCACCGUUAUUCACAAAGGAAGAAUGGGUGACAGAGGUGCGAGAGGACCAGGAAACUUUCGCCACAAUCCUUACCGUUUCUGUCAUUGAUCAGGACGAGACCAACGACUUCUAUUACAAAGUAUUAGACGGAAGUGGAUUCGGAACGGACAAAUUCUCAAUGAGUCGCAAUCCAGAUGGUACCGGAGCUUUGCGUAUAGUCCGACCUUUGGACUAUGAAGAUCCUCUUCAACGAGAUGGUUUUCGGUUCAAAAUAAAGGUGAAUGACCAGGGACCCAACAGUACGGAUGCGUACCACGAAGCUAUCUCAUGGGUUAUCGUACGACUCCUCGACGUUAACGACAAUCCGCCUGUCCUUGGCAAGGUCGAGGGGUUGGUGUUUCUGAGAGAGGAUGUGAAAGUCGGUACGCUCGUAGACGUAAUCACGGCAAAUGAUCUUGACCAAGGAGGUACCGCUGGUGUAACAUUCUCUUUGCUGAAGGAUACAGAUCCCAAAAGACACUUCAAGAUCACUAAGGAAGGUCGAAUCAUUCUUCAGAGACCAUUAGAUAGAGAAAGUAUUCCAUUACAUAAGUUGGUAGUGACUGCUGUAGAUGACGGCUCCCCAGCUCUAACAGCUACUGCAACUCUCACAGUGACGGUUCUGGACGUGAACGACAACUCCCCAGCUCUGUUGCUGGACUACCGUCCUGUGGUACAGGAAAACAGUGCACCUAGGGUGGUGGUCGAGUUGUUUGCACACGACUCUGACGAUCCUGAAACAGGAAACGGACCACCCUUCACUUUCUUCCUAGACACACAGGCGUUUCCGACACUUGCCAAGCUGUUUUCAGUAGACACAAAUACAAGUCAGUUUAGUAAUCUAAGAGGAGACAGUGGUAGAGGUACAGCAAUUGUAUCUGCACUAACAACGCUGGACAGAGAACGCCAAAAAGAGUACUUACUCCCUAUAAUCAUCAAGGAUUCCGGCACUCCUGGUAUGGUGGGGACUAGUACUUUAACCGUUACCGUGGGCGACGUUAACGACAAUCACAUGUAUCCUGGAACCACCGACAUAACUGUCUACAAACUGGAGGGCCAACAGAUUGAUUUACGGAUCGGUCAAGUUUAUGCACGAGACCUAGACGAUUGGGACCUGCGGGACAAAACCUUUUUGUGGGCUUCCAAACCUCAGUCUCAGUUUCGAUUGGAUCAAGAUACGGGCUGGCUGACACUGGAAGAGGGCACUUCCAACGGUCAGUUCCACAUGAAGUUCACAGCAACAGACACAUGGCGUGGAGAGACUGCAGUAUGUGACGUGACUGUUACAGUCCAGACGUUGUCCAGGCAGGCUGUAGCCAACAGCCAAUCACUCACCUUUGAUAACAUAACGGACAGAGAUUUUAUAUCCGUAGUACAGAACCUGCUCAUGGGGUUAUCAGCCAGAUACCAUGACAUUGAGUACAACAAGCAGACUCCCGGAACUCCCAACGAUUGUGCUACCGCCGAAAUCGACAGGUACAUCGCUGAACCACCACUUCCCAGAGAAGGGCGAUCCUCUGUCCUGGUGGAGGAUUCACGAGGCAGUCUACCCCAAAAUCUCAGCAGACUCGUUAAAAUAAACAUGGGGUUUGUGGGUACGUCAAGAAAGAAUGACUCAGCCAGUCGACUGGAUAUACUCCGCAGGGUACUGGCGGAGUUGCUGAACACUUCCGAGUCUGCUGUUGACGUGUUUAGUGUCCAAACAGCGAGCCGGUCUCCGCCUCAGACAGUUGUCAGAUUCUCCGUACGAAAUCAUACACAAUUCUUCAACACAGUUACCCUGGGUGGAAUCUUGAUCAUGAAUCGGCAAGAGGUGGAGCGAGCCCUCAACAUCACCGUAUCAGCCGUAGGUGCAGCCGAGUGUACGGAAGAGGGAAAACAAUGCGAGGGAAGCUGCACUGCCCGUAUCACCGUAUCUCCAAUGGGCCACACUGUUUCGGCGAACUCUACUGUUUUGACGGGACCAAAAGUAACUCGGUCCACCGAAUGUGUGUGUGGCGCGAGAGACUUUCGCCGUCCAGAAACGUGCCAGACCCACCCCUGCCUUAAUGGAGGAUCUUGCUUGGAAACACAGUACGGUCCAACAUGCUCCUGCCCUAAAAACUAUGAAGGUCCACGAUGUCAACAGAUGUCCAGAGAGUUUCACGGGUCUGGCUGGGCGUGGUAUCCUGGCCUCGCCAUUUGUAGCGAAUCCCACGUCAGCCUAGAUUUCAUCACGACUUCUAGUGAUGGCUUGCUGCUUUAUAACGGACCAAUUGCUCCUCCAAACCCAUCCCGGAAAUUAGUAUCAGAUUUCAUCUCGUUAGAGCUAGUGGAAGGAACUAUACAACUUUUAAUUGACUUCGGGUCGGGUUCUGUAAAGCUGACAGUUCCAAUCCGGCUGGACGACGGCGAUUGGCACCGUGUGGAUGUUCUCUGGAAUACUUUGGAUGUUCGGCUGGUGAUAGACUUGUGUAAAUCUCGCUCAUCGGACCUCGUUGAUCGAGACUGGAGCCUAGCCGACAGUUACCACUGUUUGGCUUCCAGCCCACUGCCACUCUUCAAUGUCCAGCUUAAUCUGGACACUCCCCUCCAACUGGGCGGAGUACAUAGUCACAAUUUCCGUCCCUCUGAGUACCGCUGGACGUCGACCCCACGAUUUAAAGGCUUCGAUGGCUGUAUUAGAAAUGUUCUGUACAAUGGUGAGAUCAUUGACCUGGGUUCUCCACCGCUAUCUCAAGGAUCAACUCCUGGAUGUCCUCAUACUCAGACACGCUGCACUUCCGCCUGCUCUCCCUGGAGCACAUGUGACGCUACUCGCUCUACUGCUCGAUGUCGCUGUCACCCAGGCUACUCGGGUCUGACGUGUUCCCUGCCAACCGUGCCCUCUACUUUCUACCCUGGAGGAUUCGUCAAAUACUCUUUAGCAUUCCAGCCAAGCUAUCAUCACAGUCUCUUACAGCUUCGAUUCCGUUCCAGGAAACCCUACGGCGAGUUAAUUCGAUUGAUUGACCAACAUCACAGAGAAUACAUCAUACUUGAGAUCAGUGAGAGUACAUUGCAAGUGAGGCUGAACCUAAACAGCCUGCAACCUCAGGAGAGAAUAUUGAGCCUGCUACAAGUCAAGGUGGACGACGGCAGGUGGCAUUUAGUCAAGGUGUCACGUUUUGGAUCUGCAGUAGUUCUGCAGUUGGAUGGUGGGGAGGGCAGGCGAUACAACGAGAGCUUCCUGUUCCGAGGACACCAACUGCUAGAAGUAGACAAACAAGAGGGUGUGUUUGUCGGUGGUCCAACUCACCACAUCGGGCUCAGCGACAAUCUGACAGUCUCGUCCUUUCAACACGGCUGCCUGGAUGACAUACGAAUAGAAGGUAAACAUCUACCUCUGCCGCCAAUGAUCAACGGCAGCCAGUGGGGCCAAGUAGUGGCGUUCAGAGGAGUCGAGAGUCUUUGUGUAUCUCGCAGUGUGUGCGCCAAGGUACGGUGCCCGGACACGUUUGUCUGCCAAGACAUUUGGAAUGAUUACGUAUGCACAUGUGGUGCUGAUAAAGUGACGACAGCGGAUGGGAAGGCGUGUGUGGAGCGCGACGAAUGUCUGUGUGUGCAUGGUGGCCUCUGUGUCAAGGAGCCUGGACACCGCUCUCGAUGUGUCUGCCCUGACAGCUACCGAGGACAGCGUUGUGAGAUAGCCCAAGAGAGACAGACACUACUAAUAGGGAUGGGCGCCCUGUUUACCAUCGUCGGCAGUUUGGUUCUUAUAUUGUUAUUUUUGGUGCUGUUCGUGGCCUUCACCCGAAGACGUGUGGCAACCAUCAAGAAACCAAACGAAGACGACGUUCGAGAAAACAUAAUCAGUUACCGUGACGAAGGUGGAGGAGAGGACGAUUUAAACGCUGUAGAUCUCCUGCCGCUUGGAGAGAUUAGCAGAAGCGAGAAUCUGAAACGAGAACCUAAGUCUAGAUUACAAGUGCCCGAACUGAUAGAAGGAGCCCGCCAAGAGAUGCGCUUGGAUAUCGAUUUGGUCCCUCCGCCUCCGGAUGACCUUCGAUAUUACGCCUUCGAGGGAAACUGCAACAGUGUGGCAGGAUCUCUUUCAUCUUUGGGAUCUGCUGCCGAAGUGGCCAAAGACGAGUUCUGCAUUGUUACCCUACUGCUGUUGUCCUCCUGA